AAAUUCUUGCUGUAUUUUCAGACUGGAAGUCUGCUUUCAUUGAUCUGAUGAAAAACUGUGCUGCAGUCAUCAGGGCUGAGGGAACACUAGCAGCAGCAAUAACGGAGAUGGGUCUUUUGUCAUUUCUUAUGACUCUGGAGUCUUCUUUAUUGGGCAUGUCAAGUCCAGCUUUAACAGAUGGGAUUUUUUUUUUCAGUCUCUUCCAGAUUCAUGGACAUUUGUAUGUCCGUUACUUUGAAUCUGGAAGGUUGUCUGGAUUUUUCAGAUCCAAAGGCCUUAAUAUAAUACGGAAGUCGGUUGGUGGCAGUUACCACACACAUAACAUUUUCCAUCUUCAAGUCUUCAAUGCCACUGACAUUGAACAACACCAAAAGAAGAUCAAGGAAAGACUUGAGGAAAAAAGAAAAGCACAAAACAUUGUUAAACCUCAGAAAGAAUUUGGCCAGAGAUUUCACAGCAUUAUGGUGGAAAACAAGACUGGUGUUUUGAAGUCUCAUAUGAACUUAAUGGCCUUGGUCCAACAGCAAGAAUCCACUAUGACAGAGACGAACAGCCAGCUUAUUGGAACUGUACUCCACGUCAUUAGGAAGGAUUCCCACAAAUGCAAACUACCAAGCUCUGGAAGGUUUAUGAUUGCAUCUGGAAUUUUUGAUGAUAAAGUUUCUGAAUGGGAAGGAAGCUUGCAACUGUUCAGGAAUGAAGGCACCUCAGUAAAAGAACCAACACUUCAAAGUCUGCUGGAUCUAACAAGUGAUAGUUUAACAUGGGAUAAGCAGUGCACAGUCCUUUCAGCUCUACCAAAUUUUCAUCACUGGAUUGAAACUCAUGUGGGUUACAGUCGCAUGCUUUCACUGGGUGUACAAAAAUACAAGCCAGCAUCUGCAAGAAAUCUUAUUCUCUAUUACUACCGAGAAGUGAAAUCAGAAGCCAUGCUUGCAGUCAUGAGGAAAUUGUACUUUCCAGAUACACCUGUAGAGGUAUCAUCAACUGCAUGCCAGGAUUCUGGUACUUCAGAUAUUGGCCACACUCCAGCAAAGAGAAGGAGGCUCAACACAACCAGUGCCAGAAGAUCACUGACAGCUGAUGAUAUUUUGAGAAACCUGAGUGUCAUUGACCCAAAGUAUAACACAACAAACCGGAUAUCCAACAUAUCAGCCUAUGAAACUUUUGAAACGGCAUUGAUAGAAGUUGGUGUUUUGGCUUGGAGAAUUCAUCAGGCUGAUUUAGAUGUCUUAGUCAUGAAUGACAUCAGCAUGACUAAUGGCCAAUUUUCCAGUCAAAAGUUUGCUCACAUGUCCAGGAGUAAGCAUGGCGACUUAUUUGAAUAUCAGUGCACAUGUGAUUUAUAUGGAACACUGCUACAAAUUGCAGCAGUUGAUAUUCCAUAUGAGGAUGUCGAGAAUGCCUAUCACUUGGAUAUCCGCUGCUGCCAUAUCAGGUUCUUUCUGGAGAAUAUUGAAGAUGUAUCAAGUACUUUAUUUGAUGAUAACUUUUCAUUUCAUGAACCAACCAAACUUCAGGCCAAGUUACUUGAAGCAGUUAGAAGUGAAAACUUAAAAGAUGCUGUCUGCAUAUCUUUGUUGGAUAACAAUAGGAAAUUCUCUGUCAUCUCUGAUGAUCACACAUCUUGCAGCUUUGUCCACUAUACUGAUGGGAAAUUUGUUUGUCAAUCUGGAGCUUGUGAUGCUGGAUACGGAAGUGCCAGACGACAAGAUCGAUAUCUUCAUAAAGAUGAUAACUUGUGUUGCCAUCUCAAAAUACUCAGAGAAAACUCUCAUCUUUGGCUGUCAUCUGAGGCUGAAGAGGUCAACAUGUUUGAAGAUGAAGAGGAUGACAAUGACUUGGAGAAUGAGGAAAUUGCACCAGAAGUGCCUGCUUCAGAUCCAUAUAUAGAGGACCUGAUACCAAAUCCAGUGGCAUGUGACCAGACAUCUGCUGAACAUAAGAAACAUUUCUUUGAUGAGGAAUCUGGUUUGUGGCAGUUUGAGUCUCUGAGCAACCACCAACCACUGGAAGAAGGUGAUCCUGUACUACAAGCAGCCAUGAGACAUCGACUUUCUUUGCUUGAUGGCUUGAAUGGUGCGCAGAGAGAUUUUGAGGGCAAUCUGUGGAGAGACCGAUCGGGGCCAUUUUCCUUGUAUCCUCCUGCUAUCUAUGGACCAUGUCUUUGUGGGGCUGGUUAUUACAAUGCAUAUACAAUGCCUGUGGGUAUUCUGUCUGAUGUCAAAUACCAGACCAUUGUUUAUACAACAAAUGGUCCUUGUCGGUUCGAGGUAAAAUUUCGUGAAUGUUUGCAGAGAAACCAUGAUUGCCUCAUGCCAUAUGAUGGAUCAAGUCACUGCCUGCACUUCCUCAGUAGGAACACAGCUGCUGGGGAUGAAAUUGGUUGGGAUUUUGUGGAUAGAGUGUUAAACACUAACAUAACUUUUUCAGCCUAUUGUACACUGAUGACUAAUCAGUAUCAGCGCCUGUAUUCUUUAUCUGCUAAAUUUAUGUCUCCACAAACGUUUAUUGCUUGGUGCUUCUCAUGGGCUUCUAAUUUCAAAGUAGAUUUCAGGGUGGUCUGGAUAUCUGCAAAUAUGAACCUAAAUACCUUGCUUGUGAUGGAACAAAAAUAG
Molecule: messenger RNA, 2618 nt
Organism: Gigantopelta aegis
Lineage: Eukaryota; Metazoa; Mollusca; Gastropoda; Neomphalida; Peltospiridae
Exons: 7
Coding region: 48-2618 (856 amino acids)
Source: RefSeq, a predicted model, not a curated record